This is a messenger RNA of Vollenhovia emeryi, 546 nucleotides long. RefSeq names its product histone-lysine N-methyltransferase SETMAR-like. NCBI's taxonomy places the organism in Eukaryota, Metazoa, Arthropoda, Insecta, Hymenoptera, Formicidae. Gene Ontology annotation, molecular function: nucleic acid binding. The record is from RefSeq and is a predicted model, not a curated record. The coding region runs from base 1 to 546 and encodes 181 amino acids. The transcript has a single exon.
AUGGAUGAGAAGUGGAUCACCUACGAUAAUCCUGAGAGGAAACUUCAGUGGGUGGACGUCGAUGAGAAACCCCAGCAGGCUCCAAAGGCGGAACUUCACGGAAAGAAGGAACUCCUCUGUUUCUUCUUCUCCGUCCUCGGUCCCAUCUACUGGGAGAUCCUCCCUCCCGGCAUCACCAUCAAGGCUGACCUCUUCACUACCCAACUGGAAGAGGUGGCGGUCAGGGUCCCUCCCAAACUCCUGAGCGAGGGCAAAAUCCUCAUGCUCAUGGACAACGCGCGCCCUCAUCAUGCGAAAAUCACCCAGAAGAAAAUGGACGAGCUGGAGAUGGAAUGGCUCCCUCACCCACCUUACUCCCCUGAUCUGUCCCCUUGCGACUACCACUGUUUCCGCUCCCUCUCUAACUUCUGUCGAGGAAAGAAGUUCAAGAACCGAGACGCACUUAUGAAGGAGUUCGAGGCAUGGAUCAACUCUAAGCCCCAGGCCCUUUUGGAAGAGAGGGAUCGAGACCCUGCCCGAUCGAUGGAGGCAGGUCGUGACUACUAA